AUGUUCUUCCCAAAAGCCCUCCUGCUAGGAGCGUCGCUCUACUCGUACGCCCUGGCACAGACCAAAAUUGCAUUCACCCAUGUCCCGGCUGUUGUUGUCGCUGGUGAAUCGUACAACAUCACCUGGGGUGGUGGUGACGAUACGCCUGUCACCAUCACUCUCCGCGAAGGAGACCCAGAUGACCUGAAGACUGUGCAGACGCUGGCAGAUGGCAUCUCCGAGGAUUUCUUCGUUUGGACUGUGCAGAAAGACCUCAAGACUGCCAACGACUAUGCUUUGCAGAUCACUCAGGGUCAGAACGAUAUCAAUUACAGCGGCCAAUUUUCCCUUACGAGCUCUACCGCGUCAACCACUGCGUCGGCCUCGGGGAACUCGACUGCCAGUAUUACAUCAACAAAUUCUGGAGCUUCGCAAGGAACAGGAUCUGCCAUUCCAAGGAACACCACGUUCAGCUCUGCCACGAUUUCGCGCACCGCCAGCCUGCCAUCUACAACCACCGAGACAUCAUCAGGAUCUGUAACAUUCGGCGACAUGACCUCAACAUCUUCCUCGUCGCCAACGGCCGCUGCAACGACGAGUGCUCCAGAUUCAAAUGCCGCCGGAGUUGCGCAGCUUGGAAGCUCGGCGGCUAUGGUCAUGGGCAUCUUCGCUGCGGUCGUGUGCUUGAGCUAG
Messenger RNA from Exophiala oligosperma, 672 nucleotides. RefSeq lists its product as uncharacterized. The record is from RefSeq and is a predicted model, not a curated record. Bases 1 to 672 code for a protein of 223 amino acids. NCBI's taxonomy places the organism in Eukaryota, Fungi, Ascomycota, Eurotiomycetes, Chaetothyriales, Herpotrichiellaceae. The transcript has 2 exons.